AUGAAGCUAGUUCGGGGCUCACCUGCACCAAUUAAUCCAGACACAGCGAGAAAGGCGACUGUCAAAGACCAGUCGACUUCGGGAUACGGCCUCACAGGCCCAGGUUACCAAAAGCCAAAAGCCUCUCCAUCCCAGCCUUCCGAGUCGAAAAUUGUUCGAUUGAAGCUCACAAGACCAAGGCCGCCGAAAUCCAAUCCCCAAGAAGUGGAUUGGGAUGAAGAUCUUCGUCCUACACCCAAUGAGAUAGUGGAGAACAAAUGGACCCAUGGAGGAACCUCUGUUGCCCAUACAGACCCGAGUCGACCGAAGACAGUAAGCAAAAAUAUGGGAGGCAAGCGAGCGAUGCCAUCAAAGCCACAGACAACCUCGGUCAAACGCCGGAAAUCGAACACGAGGAAGAGCACUACUACCAAAGAGGGCAGCACUGGAGGACCGCAAUUGCCAUUGAUAACGCUUCCUGAAAGCACUCUUCCUCCUGCCGUCCUUUUGGGUACUAUUGGGCCUUCUGAUAUUGGUCCCCUGGACGGGCAAACCAAAGACACAAGGCGCAAUGGACGUGAGCCCGAAGCUUCGUAUCAACCUUCGCCACCGACAGAUGGACACAACAAGCAUGGAAAUGACGGCGAGGGACCUGCGAUCGUCGACAUAAGAAGCUGCAAAUCAGUGACAACAGAUUCAUCCUCAGAUUUAGAAGAUCGUGGCAAAGGGCCAUCCCGCACCUCAAAAGUCAGCAUCCUAGAGCAUCGUGCACAGUCCAAUGGGCAAACAAAUAAAGGCAAAGCUGCUCAUGUGAUGCCCGAGGUACCCUCAAGUUCCGAUGUCGAUCUUAAAGCACAGUCUCGUACGAGUACUUCAAAGGUCACUAUCUUGGAGUCAAGGGCACUUCCAAAGGGACAAAACAGCCAGACCAAGGCGGUUCAUGAAAAGAGUCGUCUCAAACAUCGUGGCCGAGCAGAGAGUGUUGGAAACAAGCUGAUGCUUGCGCUCCACGGAGCAGGGCCUUCUUCGCGGGAACCAGGCAAUGAUCAAAGUGCACCUCUCAUCAUCUCAUCUGACCCAGUGCAACCCGAGGAAUCUCCCAAAAAGCAGUCUGAAAAAAUGCCGGCCGACACAGUGUUGGAACCCUCAAAGACUGAAACCGCACUGGAGAGAACAAGUCCAAUUGAAAUGCACCAAAACCAAAUUGAGCCCAAGACCGUCAAUCCAGCAUUUAUUGCCAAAACAAUUCUGCCCAAGGAAGAGCAGAUAGAACAAGCAGAUGAUGCAACCUUCUGGAAGACCCUGGACCCUGAUAGUUUGUCCACUACAGCAAGCUCUUCAGAAUAUGAAAUCGGCAGAGGCUUGAUGGAUGGCGGCCCUUCGAUCCUUGAUUACCACAUGGAAAUGGAACAUAUCCCCGGAUUUGCAACCUUGCAGCCCAUGAGAUCCGCACCGACCACCUCUUCACAUGCCACCAACAUCUGCGAAAGCCAGGUGGAUAGCUCGGAUAUUUCGAAUGUAGGAAAAUUCGAUGAUCUCACGGCAGAAAGGAUUGAGCGGCGUGGGUUUGGCCAUACUCCAGAGUCUCAAAAGCGUCUUCUCACCAAUGAAUCCCCAAUGGAACUGAAAUCACCGUCUCCCCAGCCUCCGAAAUCAGCCCCAAAGACCAGCAUUGUCGACAGCAACGGUAGUCCUCGACUCAUGCCUCAGUCAGCCAAGAGCAUGGCUGCGCCUCAACUUGACCUAGAUGGUGAAAAUAAGCAGGAAGAGACAACCAAUGCCACUGACACCAGUCCGAGUGAAUAUGAUCGAAGCUCGCGUAGUAUAUCCACCGAGAGUAAACAUGAGGGGCUCAUGUGGACCAAGUACCAGAGAGACAUGUUCCUGGAAUAUGGGAUCCAGACGGAAAACUUGGCCAGAUCUUACCCGUGGUCGCAGCAUAAGCAGCAUCAGCCAUCAUUUUCUCAGGAGGAUCCCGCUGAUGGGGUAAAUUCCGAAAAAUCAUCGACAAAUGGACCAAGUUCUUCACAGCGAACGAUCGAUGAGAGACCAUUAGGCGAUGCUCCUUUAAAGAAUGAUGGAUGCCUUGACCAAUCGUUCCGAACAGAUAUAUCGGGGUCACCACAGCCGGCUGCUAAAUUGCACCAAUCCUCUACGGUGGGCGAUCAUGAUAAUAUGGAAUGGAUAUCCACUUUGCAAGUGGCGCAGAAGGACGCCCACCACCUACUUCAACAAACCAAUUCGCAUUUGUCUACUCAGCUGGCGGCAGAAAAGGCCACUAUCAGUCGAGUCUUGGAGAUCUACCGAGAAGGGUGUACUCGGAUCCUUGACGACCUGUUCCAGGCGCAAGAAGCACGAAUGCAGCUAUACCAGCAACAAAUGCAAUCUGUCAAGGAACAGCACGCGGAUAUAUGUCAAGAUCUGGUUCUUGGAUUGCAGGAGCUUGACCGUCGGUUCUUCAUUGAUAACCCUAAUGUGGGCAACCACAAUCAUUUGGAAGAUUCUCGCAUUCUCGGCUACAACCCUCUCACCCCUCCCAAUCUCCUUCAACAUGAGAUCGCAUUGACCGAGAAGUCACGACAGACCGUACUCGAGGGCCGUAAUGAAGCCGUCGAGAUUGUCCAUGGCACAGAUACCCAGCGCCAGCGUUUGAUGGUAGUGAUCGGACCAUGCUCCAUCCACGACCCCGAAAUGGCCCUCGAAUACUGCGAUCGCCUAAUGAAGAUGAAGGAGAAGUAUGUCGAUGACCUUCUGAUCGUGAUGCGCUCGUACCUCGAGAAGCCACGCACAACCGUCGGCUGGAAGGGCCUGAUCAACGACCCGGAUAUCGACAACAGCUUCAAGAUCAACAAGGGUCUCCGCAUAUCGCGCCAGCUGUUCGUCGACCUGACCAACAAGGGCAUGCCCAUCGCCAGCGAAAUGCUCGACACAAUCUCCCCCCAGUUCCUGGCUGAUUGUUUGUCCGUCGGUGCUGUCGGUGCACGCACCACUGAGUCCCAGGUCCACCGUGAGCUUUCCUCCGGUCUGUCCUUCCCCGUCGGAUUCAAGAACGGCACCGAUGGCUCCCUUGAUGUCGCUGUUGAUGCUAUUGGCUCUGUCAAGCACCCCCACCACUUCCUGUCCGUCACAAAGCCCGGUGUUGUCUCCAUUGUCGGAACUGGCACCAACUACGAUGCCGUUAGCAUCGCGGAUGCCAAGUCUAAGCUUAUUGCCAAGGGCAUGCGUCCCCGUCUUAUGGUUGACUGUAGCCACGGUAACUCCGAGAAGAACCACAAGAACCAGCCCAAGGUUGCUGCUGUGGUUGCUGAGCAGCUUGCUGCCGGCGAGGAUGCUAUUAUGGGUGUUAUGAUUGAGAGUAACAUCAAUGAGGGCAACCAGAAGGUCCCCGCAGAGGGCAAGGCCGGCCUCAAUUACGGUGUCAGUAUCACGGAUGCUUGCAUCAACUGGGAGGAUACCGAGUCAGUUUUGGAGACUCUGGCUCAAGGUGUUCGUGCUCGUCGCGAGAAAUCGGAGACGAAAUAA
Molecule: messenger RNA, 3501 nt
Organism: Penicillium vulpinum
Lineage: Eukaryota; Fungi; Ascomycota; Eurotiomycetes; Eurotiales; Aspergillaceae
Product: 3-deoxy-7-phosphoheptulonate synthase
Exons: 6
Coding region: 1-3501 (1166 amino acids)
Biological process (GO): aromatic amino acid biosynthetic process
Cellular component (GO): cytoplasm
Molecular function (GO): 3-deoxy-7-phosphoheptulonate synthase activity
Source: RefSeq, a predicted model, not a curated record